Plasmodium relictum is the source of this 3924-nucleotide messenger RNA. RefSeq names its product conserved Plasmodium protein, unknown function. The coding region runs from base 1 to 3924 and encodes 1307 amino acids. The transcript has a single exon. The record is from RefSeq and is a predicted model, not a curated record. NCBI's taxonomy places the organism in Eukaryota, Apicomplexa, Aconoidasida, Haemosporida, Plasmodiidae.
AUGUUAUUUUUUAAGUUUAUAUUAGUAAGUUUAUUUAUUUGUGUUCAUCCAAAAGCAUUAUGUAAUUUAAUUAUCCACCCAUCUUUAGCUGAUUUUUUUGUUGAAAAUUUUAGAGAUAACGUUUAUAUAUCAUCUAAUAAUGUUAUAAAUAAAAAACUUUCAUCUCCAUAUUGCUCAAGUUGUGAUGACUUAGAUUGCCAUAAUAUAAAUAAGGAUAAUACUGAAAAUGAAAAAAAAGUUACAAAAAAAAAAGAAAGAUGUGAUGAGGAAGAACAAGUAAAAUAUAUAUAUUUACAUACAAAUCCCUUUUUUACUACUAUUAAAGAAGAAACAAUGAAUAAAGUUAAAAAGGAAAAAGAAAAUAAUGAAAAGCAUAACAUAUUUUAUAAAUUCUUUCAUUUUUUAUUAGAUACUUUUUCUUUUUUUACAAAAACUGAUAACCAAAUAAAGAAUUCUAAAAAAUUAUAUUCUUAUUUUAUUGAUAAAAAUAAAACAAAUAUAUUAAAUAACUCUACUGAUUUAACUAACAGUAAUAAUAAAUAUAAAAUUAAAGGUUUAUAUAUGGGAGAAAACCUAGGUGAUAUGAGAAGUUUAUCUUUCCUAUCACCAUUAUCUUUAGCAAUAGAUGAAAUAAAUUUUAAUCAAAUUUUUAAACAUGCCUGGGAUAACUCUUAUUCUAAUUAUAUAUAUUUAAAAAAUUCUAAUAGUUAUACCGAUAAAAGAAAUAAUAAUAUAGAAAAACGUAACUUAAUUAAAGAAAAGAAUUCCAUUUAUAAAGAAAAUUCUGAAAAUAUAAAUAAAAAAAACAUUCAAGAAGAUGAAUACAAUUAUGACGAAGAUGAGGAUGAAAAUAACAAUGAUAAUAGUGAUAGUAUACAUUUGAAGAAAUCAUUUAAUCUUAUUAAUAACAACAAUUUAUUAUUAAGGUAUAUUAUGAGAUAUAACGAAGAUUUAGAAUAUUUCAAAAUCUUUAAAAAAAUAGAGAAUGAAAUUAGCUUAAAUACUGCUAGCAGUAUUUUAAAAAAAUUAAAUAUAGAAAUAAAAAAUAAUUUUGACGAAGUUUUUAAAAACAACAAAAAUUUAAAUAUAGGAAUUUGUACAAGAGAUAAAGAGAAAAACAGUUCUUUAUCAAUAAAAAGAAUUAAUUUAAAAUUACGAACACUGGAUAGUUUACUUUGGAAAAAGAAAAAAAAUAAUAGUAAUUAUAUUUUUGGUUGCGUAUUUUUUCAUUCUAUUGAAAAUUCUGAAUUAAUAUUUAAUUUAAAAAAACGUAUAAACCCCAAUGAUAAUCACACACAAUAUAAUAAUUAUUCAUAUGUUAAUUACAAUGGGGAAUUUAGUAAAAAUUAUAAAAAAGACAAAUUAUUAUUCAUCAAUAAAAAAAAUAAUGAAAGCAUGAAAGUUUCUGGUAAUGUAAUAUAUGAAGAAUGGAAAAAAUUUAACUCAAAUAAAUCAAAAUUGAUGAUGCUUUCUACAAAUAUUUUAAGUAAUUUAAAAAAAUAUAAAGAUUAUAAUUAUAGUAAAAACAUUUAUAAAUUACAAAUAGAUUACAACGGUGUUUGUAAAAAUGUUGUUUUUAUUUAUAAAUAUCACAAGAAGAUGUUUUUGGAUUUUUUAUUUCAGAUGGAUGUAUGUUACAAUAAUAAUUAUAUAAAUAAAAAUAUACAUUUUAAUUAUAUAAACACUAGCAUAAGAGCAAAUUUUAUUUUAAAAGGUAUGUGGAAUUAUGGCAUUUUAAAAAAUAUAAUAAAUAUAGAAAUAUAUAACAAUAGUUUAAAAAAAAAAAAUAAUAAUAACAAUAGUAGUAGUAGUUGUAGAAGUAAUAAUAAUAAUAAUAAUAAUAAUAAUGAUAUUAAUAAUGAUAAUAAUAAUAAUAAUGAUAUUAAUAAUGAAAACGGUGAUAAUAAGUACAAUUUUGAUCACUCAAAACAAAGUCAUUUCCAUGAAAAUUUUUAUAUUUAUAAUGAUUUAUAUGAUUUAAAAUCAGUUGACUAUCAAAAAGAAAAAAUAAUAGAUGAUAAUUUGAGAUUUAAUGAAAAAGGAAAAAUCUACAUGUAUGAGAAAGUCUUAAAUAGUAAAAUACAAUCAUCUGAACGAUUUAAAAGAAUGAAAUUAUUAAACAUUCAAAAUAAUACACUAGAAGAAAAAAAAGAACAUACAUUUUUAAUAAAUAAAAGUAUUAAAGAAAGUAAUGAUAUUUUAUUAUUAUCCAAAAAAGGAUAUAUAGAAUUUGAAACUCCAGUGGUAUUAACUGAAUUAUUUAUUGGAUUUCAUUAUAAUCCUUUAUAUGAAUUUUUAUGCAAAAAAAAUAAAUCUAAACUGAGUUCUAGUGUUAAUUUAAGUUAUUAUGAAAAUGAGAAAUCUGAAUACUUAAAUGAAUAUGUUAAUAAGAUUUAUUGCAGUUAUAAGAGGCCCUAUCAUAUAUAUAUUUUCUUUAAUUUUUUUUUAAAUAAUAAUAAAAAAUACAAUAUAAAAUUAGAAAUGCAUAUUGAUUAUUUAAAAAAUUUUAGAAGUAGUGAAGAUGUUCCUUUUCAACACUUAAAUGUAUUGAAUUAUUUAAAAAGUAAUAUUAAUUAUUAUAGAAUUAAUAAAAUUGAAAUUGAAUAUUCUUUUUUCCCUUUUUCACAAGGAAACGAGUUUUUUGAUCAUUCCACCUUACCUUUCUAUAUAUCUAUAAAUAAUCUUAUAAUAAAUCAAAGUAAAAAAGUAUAUAAUUACGUACCUAUUUUUUAUACAAACAAAAUCAAUUUUUUACAAGUUAUAAGCAGAAAUGCAAAAAAUAAAAGAAAAAAGAAAAGUGAUAAAAUCAAAGAUACAGAGAACAUAAAAAAGGAAAACAAUUCCUACAUUUCAGAAGAAAAAAUAAAGAAAGAAAAUAACGAAAAUGAAGGAAAAUACAAGAUAAAAGAUGAACUAUAUUCAACUAAUUUUCCUAAAUUAUUUCAAAAUGAACACUUUAGAGAAAAAAAAUACUGCUACUCUAUAGGGAAUAGUAAAAAUAAAUAUAAAAGCAAUUACAUUAAUUUUAAUUCUUUUUCUAUAUUUACUUCUAUAAAUGAAAAAAUAUUUCUGAAACACUUAAUGCAAUACAGCUGCACUAACAGUAAUUGUACAUAUGAAGAAAAUACCAUGGAUUUUCUUUUAAACAAUUUAAAAAAAAAGCAUAAAAAAAAAAAAAAAAAUUUAAAUAACAAAAGAGAAGAAAACUUCUAUAUGCAUAACCAUUUAAGUUUUGAAUUUGAACCUAUUUUAAUAAAUCCAUUUUUUGAAACAAAAAAGAAUACAAAAGAAGAAAAGCUAAGUGAAAUCCAAAAUGAGUAUUUCAAUUUUUUAAAAACAGAUUUGUCUAAAUACCUAAAAGAAGAUACUAAAAACAUAGUAGCAUAUAAUAUGAAAAAAUUGUAUACAUUUGAAUUUAUAAACGAAAAUUAUGUUAUUCCUCCUUAUAAUAAAGGUAUUUUCAUAAACUUUGAAAUAAAAAAUGAAAAGAUAUUUCUUGAUCCUUAUAAUAAAUUUUCUUAUAUUAAGCAAGAAUUAAAAGAAAAUUUUUAUAAUGAUACAAGAAAGGUGUUUGAUAUAAUUUAUAUAUAUUCUGCAUUACUUCCAGCAGAAAGUGAUUUAUUUGAUUUUAAUUAUUUAACAAAAAAUAAAUUAACAUUAAAAAGAAUUCAAAGUGAAAACGCUAAGACGAUGUUUAAAAAUAUAAUCCCUUUUACAAGAUACGAAGACUUCUAUGAUUUCAACCAAGAAUAUUCGCAAAAAAUAUUUAACUUCAAUACUUUAGAUUUUAAAAACAAUUCUUUAAAUAAUGAAUUAAUUGACUUAACUAUUGAUAAUACCUUAAAUAAAACAAAAAUUAUAGAAUUCAUACAAAGCAAGCUACAAAAUGCUCUACAACUUAAUUCGGAAGAAAAAAAAACUUGA